Messenger RNA from Moneuplotes crassus, 1074 nucleotides. The record is from the annotation of a GenBank genome assembly. Lineage: Eukaryota; Ciliophora; Spirotrichea; Euplotida; Euplotidae.
UUUUUUCAUUAAAAAUUACAUUUUUAUAAAAUUAAACAGCUUUUUCCACAAUGGAGAAUACUUUCACAAUCAACAAGACAGUUCUUAAGAAGUUUAAGAGUUCCAAGGUGUUCAAAGACCAUAAAGAAGAGGUGAAUUCACUUGACAUAAGCCGAUGAGGGAAUUAUCUGGUGUCUUGUAGUACUGACGGCAAAAUACAUCUGUAUGAUUUGCAACAAGGCGAUAAGAUAAACUCGUAUCUCAUUGAAGACUCUAAAGAGCUAGGGAACAUCAAGUUUACCAAUCAUUCCAAGACAGUUCUGCUUUCAACAUACGAGAAGGAGGCUUACUCUAUCAUCUAUCUGUCUUUGCAUGAUAAUGUAGUGCUGGCCAAAUUUUUAGGUGAGAACACAAGGAUCCUCUCAAUAGACACAAGUCCUUUAGACUCUAAAUUUGUGACUUCAACUACUAAUGAGGAAGCUAGAGUAUGGGACUACAAUUCAACAGACCUCAUUGCGGUUUUUAGAGAAUGCAAAGCUACCUGCAUUGACAAUACAGGAAAAGUACUGGCUUGAUCACAUAAUCCUCCAGUGGGAGAGGAGAGACAUAUCUAUUUGUACAAUAUAGAAGAAGAUGAGUAUGAGUACCCUUUCUCGACCCUAUCAAUCAACCACCAUCCAAAUAACUUCGUCAUAAAAUUCAUGAAGUUCAGCUACAAUGGCAAAUACCUUCUUUGUAUUGAUGAAAUUCACAGCGUCUUCAUAGUAGAUGCUUUUGAUGGAGGCAUCAUUAACAAGCUAAUAGAACCCUCAAGACAAUCCACCCCAACUCCAGUUGUCGCAGACUUUAGUCCAUGCAGCAAACACAUCGUGUUUGGGAUGAACAAUAGAGUAGCCUUUUGGAACUGGGUAGACAAUGAAGAGACUACACUUUCAGGUACCCAUGUAAAGGAAAUAAACGCUAUCAGAUGAAACCCAGAGUACUUCUGAGUUGUUUCAGCUUGCCAGAACAUCAUCCUGUGGAGUUUAGACACAACUGAGGUAGAUGAUGCUCCUGAAAAAUAAUCAUUUUCUAACUUUUCGACACUCAAUUUUU